GACUGGGACGCCGCCGCGCACCUGCGCGGGUGCGUCGGCGCCGGCAGGCUGACCUGGCGGGACGCGUAUUGGAGGGCUUGGGGCCACCUGCAGCUGCUUCGCUGCACGAGGUGCAAGCGCCACUUCAGCGGCAGCGAGCUGGGCUGCUGCUGGCACCACCCCCGGAGGCCCUCCGUGUGCGCGGACGCCCGCGGCGAGGACACCUACCCCUGCUGCGGGCAGCUCGUGUUCAGGUACGACGCUCCGUGGCACACCUCUGGAUGCUGUGCCCAGGACGGACCACUCCGUGGCGCUCACGGAGAGCUGCUCCCAGGAGGCCGUCGACAAGCUGCUGCGCCAGCGG
This is a messenger RNA of Prorocentrum cordatum, 343 nucleotides long. Lineage: Eukaryota; Dinophyceae; Prorocentrales; Prorocentraceae. The record is from the annotation of a GenBank genome assembly.